CUCCAAUGACCAGGCGGCGUCGCUAUUUCUACAGUUGGUGAACUACCUCUAUUAGAAGACGGACUAUGUUGUAAAAAUCUUCCAAACUCUUUAUUUUCCGCAGAUUAUUGCUUUUUUCCCUCGGUUCUGCUCGGACCUCCGGGGCACCGUAUGACCGGCUCUCCCUGGGGACCGGUGCUCGGGGACUAAUUUGAUCGCGUCGGUCGGCUGCUUAGCGGUUUUCUGGUCUCUGGCUGGAGGUUUACUAGCAGCCAAGUUAGCUCCGAGGCUAAUCCUAAAAGUCACGUCACCUGUGCGGACUCGAAUUAAAAGUUUCUCUGCUGAGACGGGACGACCGGCUCCCGGUUGACUUUAUGCGGUUGCUACUAAACUUUAUCUCUGUGUUUUUUGCGCGUUGUUCUGUGUUUUCUCUCUGUUUAACGGAGUCGUAAAAUUAGCGCUAGCAGCAAGUGAAGCGUAGCUGCGGGUAAUAAAUGUCGCUCUGGUCCACGGUCCUACUCGGAUACGGUGUUUUUAGGAGAGAAAUGCGGUAGAAAGAGAAGCCAGCCUCGGUGUUCAGCCCGCUGACUCGGCGGCUCGGGGUUUGCUGCUAGUGAGGCCUGCGGGUCGGGCUUCCACCGGGCUUGAGUAGAACCCGACGCCGCCGCAGAGAGGUCGGGGGCCGGCAGUUGGCACCGCCACCGCCGGGCCCGCGACCCUCGCUAUGGAGCGGAUGGAAGUGGACCAGUGCGCAGGCGCAGCUGGAGGAGGCGGGGCACUCCGUAGGUCGAACAGCGCCCCGAUGAUCACCAGUGUCAGUGACGGGAUGACGGUGUUCGGUCCUGUGUCUUCAGCCCGGUACAGACGCAGCAGCGUGUCCAUCAAUCCCAGCUGUCCCUCACAGCUCGUCCCCCUCUCUCCGUUCUGUCUGAGUGGAGACAGACUGGACCAGAAGAGACCGGAGGAGAACAUGGAGAUGCCGCUGAGGGGAAACCUUCACAGACUCAGUCCUUCCAGUCUGAUCCCGGUUCCUCCCGUCAGCCAAUGGAACGACCACACCUCAGCGUGGUGUCCGUCGGGGGACAGCGGCGUCACCCCUAACUCCUCCCCCAGCCCCACCAGGAGGUUCAGACCUGCCGCCGUCAGAUGGCCGCCAUUAACGCCGCUCAAGAGGAAAGGGGGGGCGGAGUCUGACGGACCUCCUAAGAAGCUCUUUGUUGCCGGGGUAACAGACCCCACCCAUCGCAGCGGCUACAAACUCAGCGUCUCCCCGGCGACGGCCGACUCUCCUCCUCCGGCGGGAGGAGUCAGCCCCCCCCCCUCCUUCACCCCCUUCACCUCCCACCAGCACCCUGGACACUAAAGCCCUCCCCACCCUCCUCACCCUCCUCACCCGGAGUCAGGACCACCCACCACUGUGGAAGCCGGCUGACCGUCGUCCAAUCAUCCGCCAGCUUCAAUGUAAGCCCCGCCCCUCGCUGUGACGGGAACUCGCAUUGGAUGACGGCCCCGUCACUGGUCGUUGUGGUCCCACCCCCUUGUGUAGGCCACACCCACCCACAGAGAUUAAUAAAGAUGGAGGACACGCUGGCCGUGUCUUCAGGAAGAGGGCGUCCACAGGAGGGGGUUAUGGGUAAUGUAGGCAGCACAGAUGAAUCCAUUAAAUCAGGACUUUGGACUCUAACCCGAUCAGAGAAUCAUUCCCUCCACAAGGUUCAAAGCAAACUUCUGAUCCUAUGAAGGAAAAGCUGUUUCUUUUCAGUUUUAAGGCAGAAACAGGAAGUGACGUGUAUCUAUAUGUGAAUAUAUUCCGCAUGCAGGCUUCCACUGUACAUAGAGUCUGAAGAAGUCGCUGCGCUCGGCUUUAACAAGCUUUUCUACUCCUCUUCGUUUCACACCGAGGCUGCGUUUCAUCCGCUCAGAGCUCAGAGGUCAGAGGAUGACCUCAGGGCUCAGCGUUCCAAGAUGGCCGCCGCAAAGUGAAUGAAUAACAUAAUAAUAUUAUUACUGUCAUAUUAAACUCAAAUCAGGCUAUUUAACUUCCACAGAUUGUAAAUGAACAGAUAACUUGAACCAACUAGAAUUAUUUCCAGUGAUGAAUCUAAAGAUCCAAACAUUCAAAAGGUUUAAUUGUAGAAAAAAAUCCACUCUUAUUGUUUUGGUCUCACCAGGCUGUUUUUUAUUACACUUCUUAUUUUACUUUAAUCUCAUUUUAUUCUUUGCUGCGUUUACUUUUAUUUGCAAUGAAGCUGCAGUGACAAAGUCAUUUCCCUGGUGGAUCAUUAAAGUCUGAGUCUCAGUGUGAAAAACUUAAAUUACACCAUAAGAGCGUUUCAGCGUAUGUUUGUGUUUAAAUCAUGUCUGUACAACACAGAAGAGGGCGGCCAUCUUGGAAAGUACUCGGGGUUAGUCAGGAUUUUACGACUUUCUCCGUAGGAAACCUGAUGGAACGCAGCAGCAGUGUUCUGGUCCUCAUCAGAUCCUCUGAAACGCCUGAAGGUUCUCAGUCCUCCAGGGUUUAGAUCCGAAGCAAGUUUAAAAAAGCAACUGGACGUACAGAGUUCAGGUCUGAGGAUCUCGUUCGGUCCUGAGACGCUGGACCAGGUUUAAAUAGAAACUCUGACGUGUUUCUGGAAAAGACCAGAAACAACUCGUUAAUGACCAGUUGUCUUUUUAAAGUCUUCGGAUCCUCCUCAGAUAGAAGCCUGUGAACCGGGGGCUGGACCCAGAGUCCCGGUCUGGGACCGGGGGCUGGACCCAGAGUCCCGGUCUGGGACCGGGGGCUGGACCCAGAGUCCUGGUCUGGGACCCGGGGUCCGAACACCAAACCCAACCGUUCUGGAUUUACUGAAGCAGUGGUUCUCAGCAUGUCUGGGUUCAGGACCCACCGCCCCCUUAAUCACAGAAACCCAAUCAAAGAAAAUGUCCAGCUUUGUGUUUUUGGCCCGGUCUCUGGCCCCGCCCCCCAGGGCGCCGGGCGGCCAUGUUGUCCAGCCCCACGUUUCAUCACAGUGACGAGCACAAAGCCGACUUCAGGCUGUUUCUACUUCCUACUUUUGCACUUUCCCUCCUCAUCGUGCCUGAAGCGUCGUCGUAGCCGUGGGACUCGUCCGUACGUUCGAACCUGUGACCAGCUGGUUCCAUCCAAGUGUCUUUGCUCCCGAAAGGAACAGGGAGGACGUGGAUCCGUGUUGCUGCUCCGACACAGGUCUUCACUCACGUCUUUGAGUUUGCACAUGAUGACUUUAACCUGAGUGACUUCAUGAAAGAGAUGCUGUUCACUUUUUACUUUUCUUGCUUUAUUUCUUGUUUCCAUCUGAAAGUCUGUCCUGGUCCCUGGUCCCUGGUCCUGGUCCCUGGACCUGGUCCCAGAUAAACCUGGUCCCAGAUAAACCUGAAUAUCAGCGACCUGUGGCGAAUAAAACCUGGGAGGAGUUAGAUCGUUUCCCCAUCGUGCACUUUGAGAAGAAAGUCUGAGACGAUAACAGCCAACGUUAUUCUGUUUGUUCCUCCUCGUUUUAUUUGGGCUUUUUUCCCAGAAGUCCACGAUGAAAUAAAUUCUACCUCCUCCCACGUGUUUCAGUCCUAAAUCUCCUCCGUGCUGAACUGAUUUAGUAGAACAUUAACUCUACCUCUGGUUAUCAGAGGAAUAAUCUCAGAAACUGACUCAACGAACAUCUGAAACCAGACGUUUGAUUUACAUCGAUUCUUCGUUAAAUUCAGGCCCCGACGUAAAUGAAGAAACGAGCUUUUGUUUCAUGCUUCGAGGACCAGGACAGAUUUUCCUCAGUGGAAACACGGAGCUGCCAAAUCCCCACGGCUGUACAGACUGUAGCUUUAAACGCGUCAGUGUUUUCAUGUCGAAUCUUUGCACAUUCGCCGUCUCAUACUGUCGGUCACUGUGAAGAGAACCUGCAAGUGUUCAGAGUUUCCUCCUCGCUCCUCUUCACAUCUUUGACUAAAUGAACGUUUCUGGGCUGGUUGGAGCUUCACGCUGAUGUGAUGAAGCUGGAAAGUUUCCAGUUGGAUGUUUGAAACAUUCAGGCUCCAUCACGUCAACUUUCUAGGAUCCAAUCGACCUCGUGUUGCUUCAGACUCGAGGCUCUUUGAUCGUUGGGCCGAGAUGUCGUGGUCUCCACAGUUUCUGUUUCCACUUCCUGCUUCUCUUUCAACAACGGACUGAAACUUUGCUGAACGUGAGUCUGAACCUUCUCAGUGAACCUCACCCUUAAAUGAUUAGAAAACACUGCUACUGAGAGGACCAAUCACAGCUCCAGCUCUCUGAGCUGGGUUCAUGGGAAGAUGAACAUGAGCUACGAUGCUAGCUGCUAGCUGGUUCAGACUAGUCCACCCAGGUUCGGGCUGUGGGGGAUUCUGUAUCAGUUCCUCCUGGGAGUGUUUGGUUUAGGAAAAGUAGACGGUUAUAGACGGUUUCAGUCUCUCCGCCAUCGCGUCGUCUUUGUCGUCACGUGACGUGAAUGACGUGCUUGGACGUAAAGAUUCGGGGCGAUGAGAUUGGACGAAGCCUGGAGGCCGAUGGCGUCUGACCUGAACCACGUCCACCUCCAGCCCCAAAACUUUCAGUAAAAGUGAAGCAGGAAGUAGAAACAAAACUGAACCUGACUGGUAAAGACAGCGCCGCCUAGUGUUUGGGUGGAGCUGUUACAGAGGGAACCAGCCUGAGGAGGCUCCAGUAGAGACGAGCCCCAAACGUCUCGUCGUUCGAUUUAUUUCAUGUUCUUGGUUUGAUGUGGAGCUUCGUUAUCGUCCUGUUCUCUCACUCUGGCAGAACGCUGCAAACACAAACCACUUCCAAACCAAACACAACUGAAACCAGAGGCUUCAGGUCACAAACCUUAAUGAAUCUCCAGGUUGGUCCGGUCUGGACCUGAGGAGGUUCUACUGGUUCUUACGGAGGGUUUAGGUCCAUCAGCUGGGUCAGAUAGAUGAGGAGGAACCAGGUGGAACUGGUCUGGACCAAACACAGGGUUCCCUGACUUUGGAUCCUACCACCAUGAUGUCACCAUGGGGGGGUCGGGGUGGGGGGGUGGAGCCUGUCCCAUAUCAGAGGGAAGCAGCUGCUCCAUCUGGAUGAAGACACCAGGUCCAGGUCCAAAGAACCAGGCAGAACCUGUGACUGGUUUCAGUGACAGAACCCAGAGGAAAGAUGAAUGAAACACGUAGCAUUUCAAUUUAAACCCAAAGAGAAUUUCACGCCGGGUUUGGAUCCAGAACGGCGCCGAUCUACCAGAGUGAGACUUUAAAAUCUUGAGUUUUACUGGAGACGACAAAGGGAACUAAAAGCACAUGUGUCUCUAAAGUGUUUCUGUAAAUAUGUUUUUCUUUCGGACAAAUUCUUUAUUUUUCUGCAACUGAGGAAUCAGAGUUUUAUUUUCAUUCCCGCCGUCGACCGUUCAGCUGUAAACACGACGCAGAACGACUCUUUAGUUUCUAGUGUACACACUAUAAAUACAUAUAUAUUAUAUUGUUUAUGAAAACUUCUCAAUAAAAGAGAAUCUGUACCUGGAAA
Messenger RNA from Mugil cephalus (flathead mullet), 5509 nucleotides. Its product is annotated as P2R1A-PPP2R2A-interacting phosphatase regulator 1. The transcript has 9 exons. The record is from RefSeq and is a predicted model, not a curated record. The coding region runs from base 704 to 1342 and encodes 212 amino acids. Gene Ontology annotation, molecular function: protein serine/threonine phosphatase inhibitor activity. Lineage: Eukaryota; Metazoa; Chordata; Actinopteri; Mugiliformes; Mugilidae.